Molecule: messenger RNA, 943 nt
Organism: Tricharina praecox
Lineage: Eukaryota; Fungi; Ascomycota; Pezizomycetes; Pezizales; Pyronemataceae
Product: putative peptidyl-prolyl cis-trans isomerase nima-interacting 4
Exons: 2
Coding region: 99-512 (137 amino acids)
Biological process (GO): rRNA processing
Molecular function (GO): DNA binding; peptidyl-prolyl cis-trans isomerase activity
Source: RefSeq, a predicted model, not a curated record
GUUACAAGCUCUCCCACACCUAUCCUCACCUGCACCCCCACCACCCCGCACAGCGCACCACCCCCACCACCAACCACCCACCAACGUACCCAGCAACCAUGGGCAAGGACAACAAGAAAGCCGGCGGUAGCGGCGGCAAAGACAAAAAAGCCGGCUCCGGCUCCGGCUCCAGUUCCAAAGAAUCGUCGUCGGGGUCGAAAGACGACAAACUGAAGCCAUGCACAUCGAUCAACGUGCGGCACGUGCUGUGUGCGAAGCACUCGCAGAUCACGGCGGCGCUGGAGCGGCUGGGUGCCGGCGAGGCGUUCGACAAGGUUGCGCGCGAGUUGUCGGAGGACAAGGCGCGGCAGGGCGGCAGUCUCGGCUGGCAGAUCCGCGGUGCCAUGGUCAAGGAGUUUGAGGACGUCGCGUUUAAGCUGCCCGUCUCGAAAACGGAUAGGCCGAGUUAUAAUAUGGAGCCCGUCAAGUCGGGGUUUGGGUAUCAUGUCAUCAUGGUCGAGGGAAGGAAGUAGGUACUACUACUACUAAAGUAGGUGCCGAGUGCUGCGAAUUGGAAUAUCCUGAGUGUCACGAGCGAGUGAGCUGUGCUGUGUGGGCUGUGCUGUGUGAGCUGUGUGUGCUGUGUGGGCUGUGUGGGCUGUGUGGGCUGUGUGGGCUGUGCCGUCUAUAGAUCCCCACCGAGGCGAAACACUCCGUGUGUAUGUACAUACGAACCACCAAAGGUCCAAUACUAGUACCUACUCUCCGGCCUCUACCCGCCAGAGGUAGGUAGGCAUGAUACCUACGUUCGACAGUGUCGGAACAGCCAUGUAGAGUAGGUAGGUACAUAUAAGCAUGUCCGGCUGCAAAUUGCAAUCACAGCAAUGUUCUGGAUCCAUUAUGCACAUAAUGUUCACAUAAAUGCCUACCUACCUACCUAGAAGUAUGAGCAUCGAUGCCGUCC